AUGUUGUUGACUAGUAACCUAAGAUCAGAAAAAGCACAACCAUCAUCCGAACCAAAACAAUUAAAUUUGCUACAAACACCAAUCGCACCAAGAAAACAAAGCGGACAACUAUCACCAGAUGGAACCACCAAUCCGCCCGCAACGCAACCACCAAAAGCAACAAUAAAUCCACCUGUAACACAACUACCAAAUGGAAUAACAAAUCCACCCAUAACACAACCACCAUCCGGAGAGAAAAAGACAUCUGUCACACAGCCAUCACCAGAACAAACUAAACAACUCGUCACACAAAUACCACCUGGGCAAACAAAACAACUUGUCACGCAACCAUCACCAGGAGAAACUAAACCAUCUGUAACACAACCACUACCUACACAAACUAAAUUACCUAUCACACAGCCACUACAUGGACAAACAAAACCACCUCCCGAGCAAGUAAAACUACCCGUCACACAACCGCUACCUGAACAAAUAAAACCACCUGCCACACAAACACCAUCUGGGCAAACGAAACAACUGGUCACUCAACCACCACCUGGAGAAACCAAAUCAUCUGUAACACAACCAUCACUGACACAAACCAAACCACCUGUAACACAAGCAUCUCCCGAGCAAAUAAAACCAUCUGUCACACAACCACCUCCAGGGCAAACAAAACAACUUGUCACACAACCACCAUCCGGAGAAACUAAAUCAUCUGUAACACAACCACCACCUACACACACUAAACCACCUGUUACACAACCACUACCUGCACAAACUAAACCACUUGUAACACAACCACCAUCAGGGCAAACAAAACCAUCUGUCACACAACCACCUCCGGGGCAAACAAAACAACUUGUAACACAACCACCAUCCGGAGAAACUAAACCACCUGUCACGCAACUCCUACCUGGACAAACUACACCACCUAUCACACAAUCACCUCCAGAGCAAAUAAAACUACCCGUCACACAACCGCUACCUGGACAAAUAAAACCACCUGCCACACAAACACCACCUGGGCAAACAAAACAACUGGUCACUCAACCACCACCUGGAGAAACCAAAUCAUCUGUAGCACAACCACCACUGACACAAACUAAACCACCUGUUACACAACCACUACCGGCACAAACUAAACCAUUUGUAACACAACCACCAUCCGGGCAAACAAAACCAUCUGUCACACAACCACCUCCAGAGCAAAUAAAACUACCCGUCACACAACCGCUACCUGGACAAAUAAAACCACCUGCCACACAAACACCACCUGGGCAAACAAAACAACUGGUCACUCAACCACCACCUGAAGAAACCAAAUCAUCUGUAGCACAACCAUCACUGACACAAACUAAACCACCUGUUACACAACCACCACGGAGAUCAACAGAACCAAGCGAUCCUUCAACUGUUCAGAGACAAGCUAUGCAACUAAUUCAACAACAGAAAAUGGACCAUGAUAUUCGUCAUCUUUUACAAUACCAUGAUAUGGACGAUAUCGAUAUCCUUGUAGUGGAUGAUGGGCCAGUACAUCGUUUACUUUUAGUUCAUCCAGAACGACCAUUACCUGUUGAUAUUCAACGACUCGAAAACUUACGUCGCCGAUUACAAACUCAGGAUGAAGUUAAAUCAGUAGUACCUCAGAAAGUAGUUACACCAGUAGUAUCUCAGAAGAUAGUUGCAUCAGUAGUACCUGAGAAGAUAGUUACACCAAUAGAACGCCAGAAAGUAGUUACACCAGUAGAACGCCAGAAAGUAGUUACACCAAUAGAACGCCAGAAAGUAGUUACACCAGUAGAACGCCAGAAAGUAGUUACACCAAUAGAACGCCAGAAAGUAGUUACACCAGUAGAACCACAAAAACAACGUAUAGAUGAUGGACAAUGGCAAGGAUUACUAACUCAAGAAGAAAAACGAGCAAUUAUGGACGCUGUUAUACAACAAUUGAUACCAUUAAUUGAAGAAUCGGCUUUAGGUGCAUUAGAGCAAGUAUUAAUUCGUCGAAAUACCCAAUAUGAUGGUAAUGGUUUCAUACCUUUCCCAUUUAUGUUUGACGGUAGUGUAUUGAUUUUAGUCGCAUCACAUGAAGGCCUAUCAUCAGAAAUGUUUCAACGACUACAACAAAAACUAGCAACUACAGUUAUGGAAACUAAUUUUGGUGAAGUCCCAGAUGAUGCUGCGUUGGUUCCUUCUGCAUUACAUAUAACAAUGACAAGUGAUUUAACAGGAGAAGAUGUUCAAGACGAAAUAGAUACGUAUUCGAGGAAUGAACCACCUUCUCCUCAAGAUUCCAUUAGUGGUCCUGAAUUUGUCGAAGGCUAUUAA
This is a messenger RNA of Rotaria sp. Silwood2, 2310 nucleotides long. Lineage: Eukaryota; Metazoa; Rotifera; Eurotatoria; Philodinida; Philodinidae. The record is from the annotation of a GenBank genome assembly.